This is a messenger RNA of Didymodactylos carnosus, 5862 nucleotides long. The record is from the annotation of a GenBank genome assembly. NCBI's taxonomy places the organism in Eukaryota, Metazoa, Rotifera, Eurotatoria, Philodinida, Philodinidae.
AUGUGUGUGCUACAAUUAUGCCUCGUUAAGAAAAGUUUUGGUGAUUUUUUAGUUUCUGAAAAACUGGUUUUCCAGAAAAUCGAGUCUCCAAAAGCCAUAACGGAAAAUACUUUAUGUCAUCGUAAUGAGCUCGUCGAGCUCUACAAAUUAGGAUAUUUCGCAUUGGAAAGGGAAACUCAAAACAAUUUUAUUAACGUUAAUUAUAAUAAUGGUUCGACGUCAAAUUCAUCUGGAAUACGUGCAAAAUCAAUUCAUGAUAUAACAACAACAGGAAUAACAAAUUCGAUUAAAAAAUUAAAUGAUUAUGGUAGUAGUAGUAAAAAUAUUGCCGUUGAUAACAAUGGUAACCUGUAUGAUAAUAAACGAUCAUACAAAUCAUCCCCACCUAUUAAAGUACCAUUAUCAACAGCUACGAAUACAGCGUCAUUAGCUGAAUCACAAUUUUUUGCUCGAAGUUCAACAGCGCCAGAAUAUAAGAAUCAUCAUCAAAAUUUUAUAAAUAAAGCUAAACUAGAGGAUGUAUCUGUGUUUUAUGAUGCAUACGAUGAUUUAUCCAAAGCAAAAGAGCAUAUACGAGAUGUUCUUCGAGUGAAUGAAGAAGAACAUUCUUCAUCAUAUUACACGUCUGAUAUACCAAUAACUGGUGAUCACUCAAAAUUCUAUUCGAAUCUAUUACAAAAGAAAACCGAAGUUCAUCCCUAUGCACACGAAGAUUAUGUUCCUACACCGCUACAAAAAAACACUAUUUUGUCCUAUUCCUAUAAGCCAUUAUAUGAACAAAAGACAUUAGUAAAUGAUUUAAUAAUCAUCGAACCAACCGAAGUGAAACAAAGUCAAGAUUUUACUAAUUCUUUACAAAAAGACAAAUUUAUCGAUUUAUUGAAACAUUCUGUACAUGAGCAGUCAUCAUACGACGAAACAAAAAAUCGUAUUAAAUUAAACGUAUCAAGUGAAACUAAAUCACCUGUAUUUAAUAUAUUCGAACGUUUGAAACCAUUGGAUAUAAUAAAAUCCGAUCCAAAAUAUGAAAAUAAUGAUCGAAAUUAUUCUCCAUCUUAUAUGACUCAACAAAAUCAACAACUACAACAGAGCGAAAGACAAUCUACGUCUGAUUUUGAUACAGCUGAUGAAUAUAAUAGUGUGGGUCCAUUUCCAUCCAUGAUUAUCGAACGAUCCACUGUAGUUCCGGAAUCUCAAUCUCUUAUAGUACCAACAAUUGUUUCUAAUCAAAAUAGUAUGAAUAAUAGUUUUCUUGAUAUAUCCAUGGACGAAGAAAGAUUACGUCGUUCACGAUCUCCAUCUCGUGAAACAUCUGACGUUUCUUAUAAUAAUGAUCUUUCAACUUCUCUAUCACGACCACUGAAAUCCUCGGUCGAAGAAAUGCUUCGUCAAGAACUAGAUAACGAUUCAUCGUCAUCUACAACAACAGUUUCACGUUCCAAUCAAAUACAUUUACCAGUUGAAAAACAACGUGCCGUAUCAGAAAUACUAAGAAAACGAAAUAGUAUGCAAAAAGUAGCGGAUUAUAAACGAUCAUUUCAAAAGACAAACACUUUCGAUGAGGAUGAUAAUAAUAAAAAUAAUAUCUUUAUGCAACAGCAACAAAAACAGCGAACAUUACCAAUAUCGAAGAGUGAUCAUGCACUAUCAUCUAUGGGUAUAACGAAUAAUAGUAAGAAUUAUGAUGAUAAUUCAACAGUUAUGAAACAGAUGCAUUUAAACAAAGCAUUCUCAGUCGAUGCUCAAUUAGAAACAUUAGAAAAAAAUGAAAAUGAUGAUCAACGAGCGAAACUUUCAAUUGAACGUUUAAAUAAACUAUUAUCAACAUCAAAUGAUGAAUUAAAUGGCAAUAGUAAUGAGCAUCUACGAUUAAUACAAAAUGUACAUCAAGAAGAUGAUGUAAAAGAAAAAAUGUCAGUAGCAGCUAAAAAAAAUUUAUUUGAAACAUUUUCAAAAGACUCAUGUUUUGGUUUAACACGUUCAAAAUCGUUUAAACAACAAGAUGAAAGAACAGCAAAUAAUCAACCAUCGGUUCAAAAUACAACAACAAUAACAAAAAGAUAUAAUCCAUUGAAACGAUCGAAAACGGAAGAUGUUGUUUUAUACGAAGAAAAUUAUGAAUAUUUAGUUGAUUCAUCCUCAUCUUCAUCAGAACAAAAGUCACAUCCAGAACAAAACGUUAAUGAUAAACAAUAUAAUGAUGAUACAUCGAAAUUAUCAUUUAAAGAUAAAAUGACAUUAUUUAAUCAAAAUAAAUCUCUUAGAAACACAUUAUCAACUUCGCUAAAAAAUAGUCGCAGUCGUUUAACACAACCUGUAACAGCGGAAGAAGUACAAGCAGCAGCUACGUGGUCAAACAUAACGAAUAAUGACCAUGAUUCGGCUGACUCAGUAUCAUCAAAAAACCUGACAAUAUUGCCGAUCGUUCAAACACAGUCACCACAAAUAACAUUCAAAACCGUCACAUCAACCAAUAAAAUAAGAAGUGAACCAUUGAAAUCAAAAGUGCACUCAACUAAUAAAUCUUUUUCUUCUCCAUCGCCAUCACCACCACCACCACCACUACUGUUCUUAUCAACAACAAAAUCAAUUUUAAAAUCAUCUUUGUUGUUGAAUAAAAAUUUUAAUGGACACGCUACUUCUGUUGAUAUCAAUAAUAAGAGACAAACGAAUUGUUCUCAAUCAAAAAAAAAGUCUGAAAACUCAAGUGAAAAAUCAAGAUUACAUCUUCAUUCACGUGUAUCCACUCAUAUCGAUUCAUCGUCAUCCAUAAGAGCAAUAUUAUCACCAGUAUUCAAAGAUGAAUCAUCAAUGAUUAGUCCAGAAGAAAAUGAGAACAUUAUACCAUUGAAGCAAAGACUUCAACAAUUAAAAACAUUCACAGAAAAUGAAUGGAAAAAACGUGUACAAUCAAAUGAUGCCAAUGAAUUUACUAUCGAGGGUAAACUUCGACAAACGGGUAAAAUGCCGACAAUGCCGACGACGUCAGAUACUGAAACAUUACCAAAACCGAAAAGAACCACGAUUAAAUAUAAUGCAAACAAGAAUGCUCAACGAGCAAAAACAAUUGAUGUAGUGCGAUUAAAAGCUGUAUCUGUGCUGAGACCAGAUGAUCAAUUAGAUGAAUUUUUCAACGAUACAAAAUAUCAUAAUGAUGAUCAAUCUGUACAACUAGAUAUGUGUGAUCUAGAAAGAAUAGCUGCUGAUAGUGUUAGAUUACAACCACAACCUGUUCGAGUUAAACCACAACGUCGUCAACAAGGUACAAAAAAUCCAUUGAGACAAAUUCAAGCUGUUAUUCCGAUUGUUGACGAAUAUACUGAAAUUCGUACAAAUUUAUCUGAACAAGAGUUUAGACGUUUAAAAAAAGCUCAAAUAGCAGAAAAUUCUAGUCUAGCUCAAGAAGCUUUGGCAGCAUUAGCAGCCAAAGAAAAUCUUUCUGAAGUCAAUUUAAGAAAAAUAGAUCCAAAUACUCAAGCAACAUUUGGAUUAGAACCAUACAAAGAUCUUAUGCUUAUACUUGUUAAAGGUCGUCGACAUUGUCCAUUACGACUUAUGAAACCGUCAUCCAAAUCAAUCAAUGAUGGUGACAGUUAUAUAUUAAUUACCCCUUUAAAAGUAUUCGCAUGGAUUGGACGUUUUUCAAAUACAAUUGAAAAGGCAAAAACAAUGGAAUUAAUCGAAUAUUUGAAACAACAUCGUGAUAUGGGCAUAAGAAAUGAAGUCAAAUUUUAUUUAAUUGAUCAGUCAAAUAAUGAAAAUAUUAAUAAUGAAGCAUAUAGAGAAUUUAAUGAAAUUUUAAAAGGAAAUGAUUCUAAUGAAAUUAGUAGUAUUACCGACGAUGAUUAUUAUGAAACAAAUAUUAUAGAUUCAAAUCGUAUUUAUAAAGUCGAAAAUGAUACAUUGAUACCAUUAGAUGAUAUUUGCUUCAAAUCAUUAUCCGUUAAAUAUAUGAAUCCGACUGAAGUUUUUGUAUUUGAUUUUGGCCCAGAAUUAUAUAUAUGGAACGGGAAAUAUGCAGAUAAAAUGAAACGACAAGUGGGUGUACAGCUUGCACAACAAUUAUGGAAUGAUCCGUACGAUUUUUCCGAGUGUUCUAUAAAUCCAUUUAAUCCGUUCUUUGGAUAUGAAAAUUUUGAUUCAUGUGGUAAUAAACGUCCAGAAUGGUCCAUAUUUGGUAAACAAAAUCAAAAUGUUGAAACAUUACUAUUCAAAGGAAAAUUUCACGAUUGGCCGAAUGAUUUAACUGAUCUAAAGUCUUACAAUGAUGCUGCUCCUAGUGUUAGUCGAAUACCAUCAACAAGACGACCUCAAUCUAUUGUUGAAACGUUAAAACCGGCUGAUGUACAUAAAAUGUUAGAGCACGAAGAUAUUCCUGUCAAUUUUAUUUUAGAACAAGCCAGUCUUGGAAGGGGAAAAAAAUGGUAUGAUUCUGUUGAAUUACGUGGACAUGAUGUCACAACAUUGUCAAUUAAUGUAUGGCAUGUUGCCGAUAAUGAUAGAAACGAAUUAGACAUCUAUAGUUAUGGGCAAUUUCAUUCAGAAGAUGUUUAUAUUAUAAGAUGGAAAUACAAAUUAGUAGCAUCGGGAUUUCAUUCUUUAGCCACUGGGAAAGCAUCCGUAAGGAAAGCGGAUACGGGUCGAGAUCGUACUGCUUACUUUAUUUGGCAAGGCAGCAAAUCAUCACCAAAUGAAAAAGGAUUAUCAGCAUUAAUGACAGUAUUUUUAGAUGAAGAAAAAGGACCUCAUGUGCAUAUUGUUCAAGAGAAAGAGGAACCAGUGUUUCUCCAACUCUUUGAUGGUACAAUGACAAUACAUGAAGGCAAAAGAAAUAAUAGACGAAAUAAUAGUCAAGAAUGGCGCAUGUAUGUGCUACGUGGAGAAAUUGAGACGGAAACACACUGGUGGCAACUAUCAUUGGACAGUUCCAAUCUAAGAAGUCGUACAUCCUUUUUGUUAACAUCUAGUACAGUAAUGAUACUGUGGCAUGGUUGUCAAAUAACAGAUCAAUUAAAAUCAGUAGCGUUAAAUUCAGCAAUAAAAAUACGUGAAAAAGGUCCUGUCGAAUUUAAUUUUAUUCCAAACAAAGAUAUUGAAUUUUCUGAAAUGCAAGAAGGAGAUGAAACGGAUUUGUUCUGGGAAGCCAUUCACGAACGACCAAAUAAACGAAAAUAUCAUUCAUUGUUAAAUUCCAAAAUACAGCAACAUUCAACAAUGAGAAUGUUUCAUUUAUCAAGUCUUCAUGGACCAUUCGUGGCUGUAGAAGUUUUGUAUCCAUUACGAUCUGAUUUAGUUGCACCGUUUCCUUUUUCUCAAACUGAUCUGUAUGAUCAGCAUCAGCCUGCAUUGUGUUUGAUCGAUACGGAAAGUGAACUUUACAUAUGGCAGGGAUAUCGCGAUAUGCCCACAGACGAGUUCGAAAUACAAUUGAUUAAUGCCGGCUUACAAGCUGGCGGAACUGCCGAUAUGCGUUUUACAGCAGAAAGACGUUGUGCUUAUAAAACAGCAGUCAACUAUUGGGAAGCAAGAACCGGUGAACUACCAGACAGUCAUUGUUAUAUUGUAUAUGCGGGUUUAGAGCCUAUCGAAUUUACGAAUUUAUUUCCAAAAUGGACGAUUAAUCUGCAAGCAAAACAAUAUAGUAUACUUGAUGGUAGACGUGAAAAUCAAAAGGAUUCAAUUAUCACUGCACUGUCCUCUUUAUGUCGUGAACAGUAUACGGUUGAUGAACUCAAAACUCGACCAUUACCAGAAGGUGUUGAUGCCUCAAAAAUUGAGUGGUAUCUAUCAGAUCAUGAUUUUGAGAAAGAAUUUCGGAUGACAAAAUAUGAUUUCUAUUCGGUAAGUAUUGUUAAUGCAUAG